GCGUCUCCAUACACCUGAGAGCCUCAUUUCAUCCUUUGCUGCAGAUCGGUCGGGAGCCGCGGCGCGCUGACCUCCGGAAUUAUGGGGCGUUGCAGAGGGUUCCUGGUCUGCGUUUGGCUGCUUUUGCUGAAUUCCGUCGCCGGGGCGGACGUUCCUUCGCUGGCGAAUAAUAAUUUUAUCCGGAUAAAUCCCACGCAGACGACGGUGGUCCUGGAGCAGCCGUACUGCGCGCAGCAGCAGUCAGAGCGAGUGUAUCUGUACGUGGUGCAGACCGGCGGAACGAACGCGACUGUCACGAUCGGCGGGAAGAUUCUCCGCACCUCGUACCGCGAGUCGGACGGCGGGAAGCUCAGCCCCUACCUGGCGGCCGCGUUUCCCUACCCCGGCUGUGCAAACUUCCCCAACUUCACGCAAUCGUCGAGCGCGAUUCUGGUCCAGGACAUCUUGGAUCGAUCCAUCGUCCGGGUCGGGGCCGACUUCUCCUGCCUCGACGACCCCAACGUCUCCGGAACGUGCAACGCGCCCCUCAGGAACAGCACCGCGUACCGGUUUAAAUACGUUUUCACAGAUUUAAGCGAUGUCUUCAAGGCUGAAACCAAGUGGUCGCCUGCAAUCACAACAAACAAAGCCAAAGACCCUUCGUCCAUCGACACUUGGCCCGGCAGGAGGAGCGGCGGGAUGAUCGUCCUCACUUCCAUCCUCAGCGUGCUCGUCUUCUUCAUCCUCCUCGGUCUCGUCGCCGCCAUCGCUUCCGGACUGCUGGGCUCCUCGUCGUCCGGCAUGGAAGCCACGAGACACGAAUCCCGGACCACCCACAAGCCCCAGAUGAAGGCCCAGAGCGCGGCGGAGCCGACGUACGCCACCACCCUGCCGUCCGACGAGCGAGUGCAGUACGUGGCCCACCCGGAGAGCUGAGCCCGACGGCCGCGCCGCUCGCAAGUUCUGGAGUGAA
Spea bombifrons (plains spadefoot toad) is the source of this 952-nucleotide messenger RNA. It is a transcript of the gene UPK3A, whose product is annotated as uroplakin 3A. Bases 82 to 915 code for a protein of 277 amino acids. The record is from RefSeq and is a predicted model, not a curated record. NCBI's taxonomy places the organism in Eukaryota, Metazoa, Chordata, Amphibia, Anura, Pelobatidae. The transcript has 6 exons.